AUGGCUUCAUAUUUACGGUCGCCUUUUGGGCUGGCAAAGCGUCUAAGGGUGGNNAUUGCGCCUCCCACACCUAUUCAAGUCCGCACAGUAUACCAGUCUCGCCAACCGUGGCAUGGCAACCAAUCAGCCGUGCUCGAACAUCAGCGCGAUGCAUCAGUCGACUUUGACGACUUCAUGAGCCAGACUGCACAAGAAGCACGAGGUGUCACACUCCCAGCACGCGAGCCUUAUUUCAGCCCAGAGAUCCAGCGCGAACUCGAGGCUCUCCGUCUUCCUCGCUCCAUCCAUCUCAACUACCUCAGGCCUCUCAAGCGCACACCAGUCCACGGCGUACCCGCUGCCGACCUUCAACUGCGCUCCUACAGCGUGCGCAACCUCGAAUUCUUCGCCGACUUUGCUCUUCGCGCCGCCUACUACCUUAACAUCCCCGCCAAGGGCCCUGUACCGCUCCCCAAGAUUACCGAGCGCUGGACCGUUCCUAGAUCCAACUUUGUGCACAAGAAGAGUCAGGAGAACUUUGAGCGUAUCACAUUGAGGAGACUGAUUCAGAUCCAAGAUGCACACCCCGAGGUUGUGCAGAUCUGGCUUGGUUUCUUGCAAAAGUACGCUUACUACGGUGUGGGUAUGAAGGCGAAUGUGUGGGAGUACUCGAGUCUGGAUGUCAGCAAAGAGAUGGAUGAACAGGCUGCACAGGCAAAGGCUUCGAUUGAUGAGAGAUUGAAGUUGUUCGGCAGACGCAGCGACCGCAUCGAUGAUGCUGAUGUCGAUGGCAUGAUCCACGACAACAUCUUCAAGGGUGCUUCGGGCUCAUUGGCACCCAUGGGUACCUACGGCAAGCCUAACUAA
Aureobasidium vineae is the source of this 846-nucleotide messenger RNA. The record is from the annotation of a GenBank genome assembly. NCBI's taxonomy places the organism in Eukaryota, Fungi, Ascomycota, Dothideomycetes, Dothideales, Saccotheciaceae.